This is a messenger RNA of Meloidogyne enterolobii, 877 nucleotides long. The record is from the annotation of a GenBank genome assembly. NCBI's taxonomy places the organism in Eukaryota, Metazoa, Nematoda, Chromadorea, Rhabditida, Meloidogynidae.
AUGGAUAUAUGUAAAGAAUUUUUGGGGAUUGAAAAGAAAAAAGGAGGAAAAAAGCCUUCUGAAAAUCGAGUUACAAAUCCGCCUUGUCCGCCGUGUUCUUCAUCUUUUCUUAUUUUUCCAAAUCUAUUUAUUCCUCUCAACUACUUCCAACUAAAAAGUAUUUACCCGGCGGGUUGGGCACCACGACGAGUGAUUUAUGGCGCGAGCGGUGCGAAGAAGAUGGUGGCUGGGAAUAGAAAAUGGAAGUGAAGAAGGAAUGUGGACAGUUAAAAAGUAAGGGGGGAUGAAGAGAAAAAUGGAAGAAGAGGAAGAAGAAUAGAUAAAAAUAUUUUUUUGGAGGGGGCGUGCUGCGAGAAAAGUUUUUAAGGCAAAUAUUGGACAGCAAACAGGGCAAAAGCAAAAAUUGAGGCUAUGCCGGGGGAGAGAAUGAACGAUUUAUGACUUUGCCUGUAGGAGAAGGGCGGCAAUUCAUUGAUGAAAGCUGAUAAUGGAAGAAGUUUUCUAGACAUGGGAAAACUUUCUUUUUUUAAAUUUAUUUUUAUCUCGGCAAUAAGCCAAUUAUUUAUAUCUAAAAGAGACGUUAUUUUCUAGACUUCUCUUUACCUUCUUUUUCCUCAUUAUUUUCCCAAAUUUUUUUAUAACUUUUUAGCACUUUUUAUCUUCUAAAAAGACCAUAAUAAAUUUUAUUUUCUUUUAAUUUUCAAGCAUUUACUUUUAGUAAAAGAACCAACCAACUAAAUAUAUACCUGUCCCUUACACAUUACCCCCUUCCUUCGCAUUACUUUUUCUUCUUUCAAUCCCUUUUCUUCUUCAUUUUUAAAGCUCGCCAAUUGGCCAAAAAAUUUAUUUUAUUUUAUUUAACAAUCUCCAUUGUUGU